This is a messenger RNA of Podarcis muralis (Common wall lizard), 1318 nucleotides long. RefSeq names its product NK3 homeobox 1 (gene NKX3-1). Gene Ontology annotation, cellular component: nucleus. Lineage: Eukaryota; Metazoa; Chordata; Lepidosauria; Squamata; Lacertidae. Gene Ontology annotation, biological process: cell differentiation; regulation of transcription by RNA polymerase II. Gene Ontology annotation, molecular function: RNA polymerase II cis-regulatory region sequence-specific DNA binding; DNA-binding transcription factor activity, RNA polymerase II-specific. The record is from RefSeq and is a predicted model, not a curated record.
GACAUCGCCCUGCCCCGCCGGUGCACAUCUAGCUCCACCUCUGGGGUUAAAUCCGGUUUAAAUUGGGGGUCGGGCUGGCAUUUUGGUUACAUGGGAGAAAGUCCCACCAAAUUCAGAAUAGCUUCCUUCAGCAUAAGCGCGCAGAGCGCUCGGGUGUCGAGCCUUAGGUGACGAUCCUCUCUCCGCCAAAAUUGACCCCGGAGGGAGAAGGGCGACCCACUGACUUCCCCCGGCCUCGCCAGAUCCCCGCUGAGAAGUCGCGCGCAAGAGCGCAGCACGCUCCCCAGUUCAGUGCGCGCUGCCUCAGGAUCGCAGCCGGGCGGUGGUGGAGGAGGAGGAGCGCCAGGGGCCCGCCUGCCCUCGCCACCCGCUAUAAAUGGCCCUCCGGAGGCGCCGGGAGCACAACUUUGGCCGGGCGCCGGGCGCCCCCUCCGGCACGUGGGUCAUGCAGGCCCCCGAGGCGCGCCCGGGCGGCGCUGCCCGCCCCAAGCAGCUGACCUCUUUCCUCAUCCGAGACAUCCUGCGCCCCGGCGGCGCCCCCGCCUCGGAGCCCGGCGGGGAGGCGCGCCCGCCGGCGCGGAGGGAUCGGCCCGGGGCCAGCCAAGCCCCCGAGAAGCCCGGCGCGGCGGACGCGACAGAUCAGUCUGCAGAGGCCUUCCUCUCUCAUUCUGAGAACACCCCCAAAUCCUUACCGAGACUCCCAAAGCAGCAGAAGCGUUCCCGGGCUGCCUUCUCCCAUAUGCAGGUCAUAGAGCUUGAGAAGAAGUUCAAUCACCAGAAGUACCUGUCUGCACCUGAGCGAGCCCACCUAGCCAAGCACCUGAAACUCACCGAAACCCAAGUGAAAAUCUGGUUCCAGAACAGAAGAUAUAAGACCAAGAGGAAGCAGCUGGCCUCAGAAUUUGGCGGACUUGAUAAGAACUCGGCAAUUCCAGCCUUCAAAGAACGUGACUUCUCCAGAGCUACUCUGGCCCUUUCUGUGUACCACAGCUACCAGUAUAAUCCAUAUGUCUACUACCUGAAUGGCUGGAGUCCAGUCUUGUGGUAACUAAUAUACUGAGUGAUCUACUUGCCACAGGGUCUAAAAACACUCUUCAGCCACCACCCAGCCACUGACUUUGCUACAGUGGGAUAGAUUGCAAGUCAGACUUUGCCAGAGAGAAUUGGCUUCCUCCUGUUUUAUUUUUCCUCCUCUAUCUUGGGACAUCCAGGGAGCUCACAUGGUGCUCUUGAGCUACAGCUAUGGAUAGUGCUGUGUUUGCUUCCCAUGGUGCAAUCUGGGUGACAUGCAAAAUAAAUAUUAUAAAAUAUGCAUCCA